Magnolia sinica is the source of this 504-nucleotide messenger RNA. Its product is annotated as glycine-rich protein 2-like. The transcript has a single exon. The coding region runs from base 1 to 504 and encodes 167 amino acids. The record is from RefSeq and is a predicted model, not a curated record. NCBI's taxonomy places the organism in Eukaryota, Viridiplantae, Streptophyta, Magnoliopsida, Magnoliales, Magnoliaceae.
AUGGCAAGGUUUUUGGAUGGUUUGGCAGGAGGUGAUGGCAGCGACGGCGUCUUCCAUAUUUCUGGUGUCUUAUUGUUGUUAUGCAUGGUGGUUGUGUCACUCUCCAUCAUUUUUAUGAUUAUCUUUGCAUGUGGAGAUGACCCAGAUUACCGCCGAAAGGGUUGCUCAGAAUCUUUUGGUGGUGGAGGCAGUGGUUAUAAUGGUAGAGGUGGUGAUUGUGGUGGUGGCCCGCGAAAGGGUUACUCAGAUGUUUUUGGUGGUGGAGUCAGCGGUUAUAGUGGUGGAGGUGGUGAUUAUGGUGGUAGAGGUGGUGGCCCGCAAAAGGGUUGCUCAGAUUUUUAUGGUGGUGGAGGCAGCGGUUAUAGCGGUGGAGGUAGUGAUUGUGGUGGUGGAGGUGGUAGCUACAACUGCAGUGGCCAUCACGACCACCACCACCACCACCAUCACCACCACCACAGUGGUGGAGGUGGUGGCUGCGGCGGCAGAGGUGGGUGGGGCUGUUAA